GUGUUUUACGUCAUCGAGAGCGUUAUACACGGAACAAGCAUGGAGGACAAGAGUACAGCGACAUCAAAACAUCUCACGGUUGCUCAAAAACAGCUCAUCAAAAGACAGAUGGAGCUCGAACAUUGGACGAAACACUCAAAGCAACUGCGAAAUCGUAAUGUGUUCACCGGACUUGCCAUUGGGGCUUUUGUGGUGGGUUUGUUCAGCUACACCAUUCUCUCAGUGAAGCAGGAGAGGAUCAUGGAUGAAAUUGAUGAUGAGGCAAAGAUCUUCAUCACGAAAGGGCCCCGGACAGGGGCCAACUCAUAGACCCUUAUCUGUGUCAAUUUCAAGGGUUGAUGUUGGCGGCAGGUCCCCUGAUUAUUACGUUUUGUCUCCUGUCCAGUUCUCCUUUUUAUUUAUCUGUUAUAUCCAGUAUCUUUAUAUAAACAAUUUGUAAGCAAAAUCAAAUUACAAAUGGCGAUCUGUCAUUAAGAGACAUUUUGAUUUAUUAAGGAACAGUGGCAUUGAUAAUAUUAAUAAUAAAUAGCAAUCCGUAUGA
Paramisgurnus dabryanus is the source of this 541-nucleotide messenger RNA. It is a transcript of the gene coa3b, whose product is annotated as cytochrome C oxidase assembly factor 3b. Gene Ontology annotation, biological process: mitochondrial respiratory chain complex IV assembly. Gene Ontology annotation, cellular component: mitochondrial inner membrane. The record is from RefSeq and is a predicted model, not a curated record. Lineage: Eukaryota; Metazoa; Chordata; Actinopteri; Cypriniformes; Cobitidae.